Molecule: messenger RNA, 1849 nt
Organism: Centropristis striata (black sea bass)
Lineage: Eukaryota; Metazoa; Chordata; Actinopteri; Perciformes; Serranidae
Gene: qng1
Product: Q-nucleotide N-glycosylase 1
Exons: 7
Coding region: 48-1232 (394 amino acids)
Source: RefSeq, a predicted model, not a curated record
CAUAUAUAUAAUUAAAAUAAACAGUCUAUAACUGUAUUCAUAACCUAAUGGAUAUUGUUUCCGGUUUCCUCUCCUGGCUUCUUAUGAUUGGUUUAUCAGACCGUGAUGAGUUCACGGCGGAGGACUCUGAUUGGCCAACAGCUCGAAACCAGGUAGUGAAAACACGAAGCAACACGAGUUUGUGGUUUACUUUGCACGCCUUCAUCGUAGGACAGUGCAUCAUGGAGCCACCUCUGCUUCCCCGUGAGUCUGGGCAAUUCAUAGCAGAGCGGAGUCAGGAUGUGUUUGUGGAAGAUGAAGGAGUGCAGAAGGUGGCAGAGAUGCUCUACAACCUCCGACACAGUGACGCUCUGACCACCAGUGGCUGGAAGAAGGCGAAUCCAUUGGCCCCAGCAACCACCUCGGAUCAGGCCCUGAACUGGGUGUUUGUGGUCGACACCAUGAACUUCUCCUUUUGGCCGGAGGAAGAAACUCAACAGUGUGAGGUGACCUAUAAAGGGACCACGUACACGGGCUACAUGACCCUUUGUGCUGCCAUCACCAGAGCCAUGGAUGAAGGUAUAGCCAUCACUGAUCCGAAGUACUUCUCUCAGAUGAGUGUGGAGGAGUUGGCACACGUCCUUCGAUCAGACAAUGAAACACCGAUGCCCAUGCUUCAAGAGCGGCACCAGGUGCUGACUGAAGGUGGUCGCGUGCUGCAGGAACACGGCGGAAGCUUCUUGAGUUUUAUCAGCCAAGCCGGAAACGAUGCCCGGAAGAUGGUGGAAUUUAUCGUGGAGAAGAUCCCUUCCUACAGGGACGAGGCUACAUAUGAGGGGAAGAGAGUCUCGUUGUACAAGCGAGCCCAGAUCCUGGUGGCAGAUUCUUGGGGUAUAAUGCAGGACGGAGACAUCACAAACAUGGACUGGCUCACCAUGUUCGCAGACUACAGGGUCCCUCAGGCUCUCGUCUACCUCGGAGCGCUACGAUACUCUGACGCUCUGAUGCAGGCGCUGAAAAACGGUGAGCUGCUGAGUUCAGGGGACAGGAGGGAGGUCGAGAUCCGAGGUUGUUCGAUUUGGUCCGUGGAGCUCAUCAAAGAACGUCUCUGCAAGCUGGUGCAGGAGAGAGACAGACAGACCUGCAGCGCCAACUCCGCGAUCAUCGACUUCUACUUGUGGCCUUAUGCCAAGCAGCACCACAAAGAGAUGGCCCACAUUCCCAUACACCACACACGCUGUAUUUACUACUGACGAGCCGGCUGGCAGUAUUACAUACAGUAGGCUGCACUUCUCAGCGUGCAGCCUUGGCUUCGGGCCUCUCCCUGGGAUAAAGCCAGUCAUGUCUCCGUGCCAGAUAUACUGUAUGUACAAAUGGGUUUCUCUAUAGCUGUAAUGGAAACAAGUGUCAAGUAGAAUGUAGCUUUUUCUUCUAUGUGGGUAGUAGUCACAGUUGUACAUUUGCAGUCAAUUAAAAUGUUUACUGUUGUUGAUGUGGAAAAUUUGCUAAUAAAUAUCUUGCUGUAAUGAAGAGCAAGUAAUUAUAAACUGUAUGCAAACGUACAAUUACGGACACAUUGGGGUAUCUGCAGUGGCUGGAACUUUUGAACUGACUGAAGUGAUAAAUAAAUAUAUAAAUAAUUUUGAUUAGAUAUUGAAAUUUGUUUCUUUUAAAGGAAUGUUGAGGAUCAUAUUUCACAUCAUCUCCUUAAGCAGUUUUAUUGUUGGGAGAUUUACAAUGUUUUGAGUGGUCACAAAUGGAUGUUGAAUGUUAAAUUCAAAAACAACUAUGUGAACUAAAAGUAGUUGGCUACAUGAUCUAAAAUGGUUAAAAAUUGGAUAAACGUAAAAUAAAAAAUCAAUAGCUCAAA